CCUUUCCCUCCCCACACCCCCGCCGCCCCUCUCUCGCCGCCUCCCAUCUCCGGCCCCCUCUCAUCCGCAUCAAGAGACCGCCUCCUUGAAGCUCGUCUGCCUCUGCCAUGGGUUGCUGUAAUAGUUCCCUCUCGCAGCAGGGACACUCCGAUCAGGAGGCCCCCCUCCUCAAUGUCGACGAGCGCCAUGCCACCCAGACCCUGGUUCGCUACACUCAACGGACACAAUAUUCCUCGAGUAUGAUGAACAACCAUGACGAGGUGACUCUCGAUCAGGCUCUUUCCGCCGUCAGCGUCCUCUGUUAUUCCAACGAGCUGAGCAUGAAGCGCUCGGCCUCUCUUUUCUACCUCAACUUGAUCAAGGAGGAGGGCUUCCGUGCCACCCGCGAGACCCUUAAGCCCCUGAUGAACCUCCUCACUUGCGAUGACCUGGAAGUCCUGCGCCCGGCCACCAUCGCCCUCGGCAACCUGGCCGCCACCGACUCCCGCAACAAGACCCUCAUCGUCGAGCUGCAGGGCCUGCGCCUGCUGACCAACCUCCUGAUCAACCCCAGCUCCGACAUCCUGUGCAAUGUGUGUGGCUGCUUCACCAAUCUCAGUUCCUCCGACGAGAACAAGUCCCGCAUCGUCGAGUGUGGGGCCCUUCCCUUCCUGGUGGCCCUGUGCUCCUUCCCGGAUGUGCGGGUGGUGCGCAAUGCCUGCGGCACGCUGCUGAAUCUUUCCCAGCAUCGGCCCAACUGCCAGCACCUCAUCCGGGCCGGCUGCCUUACGGUCUUCAUCACGCUCCUGUCCUCCGACGAUCCGGACACCGUGAAGUAUGCCUCGGCUGCCUUGUCCAAUCUGGCCGUGAUCCCGGACUACCGUCGCGAGAUGCUCCAGUACAUCCACCCCCUGCUGACGGGUCUGGUGCACUGCAUCAAGGGGUCGGCCUUCGCGCUGCAGCCCUCGCUGCCGCACAUCCAAACCCAGGCGGCGCUGGCACUGCUGAACCUGGCGUCAGAUGACAUCUACCAGCUCCGGAUUGCCAAUGCCGGGGCCAUCCCCUACCUGUUGAAGAUCCUCCAGCAGGAUACCCCUACGCUGACCCUGGCCUCGGUGGCCCUGCUGCGCAACCUGUCCAUCCACCCGGAUAAUGAGGCAGAGCUGGUUCGCGGCAACUGCAUUCCCCUGCUCUUGGGCCUCAUUGAGAAGACCCUCGACCAGCUGGAGGACCACCCGGCCAAUGUGACCGGGGCCAUUCGCAACUUCUUCGAUCUCAUUUGCCACUGCGUGUCCUGUUUGCGGAACAUCUCCACCUCGGACCAGAACCGCGAGGCCUUCCUGGAAAGCCGUGGGGUGGAGAUCUUCCGGCGGAUUUUCCUCCUCCCCCCGCGUGUCAACAUCCCGGACCUGGUUUUGUGUGAGACCGCCGCCGCGGUGGCCAUCCUCUCGCUGACCGGGACCGUGCGCGAGGAACUGCUUCUGGCCCACACCAAGGGCCCGGCCGGGCCUUCGGCCGGUCUUGAGACCAGCACCCUGUUCCUGCUGACAGAGAUGCUGUCUUCCGGCAAGCCGGACCUGGUGGCCAACUGCGCCGCGGCCAUCGGCAACCUGGCACCCAGCCCCACUUGCCAACGCCAGCUUCGCGUUCUCUGGCCCCAAGUGUCCACAUACUUCCUGAACCUCCUUCUCUCGGAGAAGUCUUCUUCCCUUCACAUCGCCAUCUGGACCCUGUCGGAAUUCUCCUCCAAGAGCGACAUCAAGGACCUGAUCACUUCCGACCAGCGGAUCUACAACAAGAUCGUCGAGCUGUCGAAAAUCCAGCCUCCGCCCCUGGCCUCGGAGGGCGAUGAUGCUUACUACGAGCAGUACCUCCUCAACGAGGUGUACCGCUUCACCACCACCAUCAUGGAGAACUUGGCCACGCCCUGAUCGGGGAAAGGAGUCAGGCAUAUGCUGCACCGCGGGGACAGCAAAGUGCACACAAGGGGGCAGCGUACGCGUAUGCAUGUUGCACGACAGCAGCCAGGAGGCCCGGAGGGCGGAAGCAGCAUGACAUCAACAUGCACGCAUGCCUGCUACUCUCUCGCCCCUGCUCUCCCCCCCCCCCCUCCCCC
Messenger RNA from Fonticula alba, 2095 nucleotides. RefSeq lists its product as hypothetical. Lineage: Eukaryota; Rotosphaerida; Fonticulaceae. Gene Ontology annotation, molecular function: protein-membrane adaptor activity; protein binding. The coding region runs from base 108 to 1910 and encodes 600 amino acids. The record is from RefSeq and is a predicted model, not a curated record. Gene Ontology annotation, biological process: nucleus-vacuole junction assembly. The transcript has 8 exons.